CAGUCUCGCGAGAUGCGACUUGUGACGUCGGGUUUAGUUGUCCGGCAGGAGCCAAGUAGCUGGAUAUUAACGGCGUUGCGGGAUGUUUAAGCAGCGGUACGGGAAUGCAGGCUGUGUUCAGAAAAUCGGAACUGCUCCGCGUAAAGAGGGACUGCUGGGUGGAAAUACCUUCCUUGCAGAUUUGCUGUGGCUGACAUGGGGCAAUAUAAGACUCUUCUGUCUUCAUCUAUAAGAGCAUUUCAUCAGUAUAGUACCUACAGUUUAUUCUAUGAGGCCCUUCUGUAAAACAUGGAUCGAUGCAAGCAUGUUGGACGUCUGCGCCUUGCACAGGAUCAUUCUAUUCUAAACCCGCAAAAGUGGCAUUGUGUAGAUUGUGACACAAGAGAGUCUGUGUGGGCCUGCCUUAAAUGCUCUCAUGUGGCCUGUGGCCGAUACAUUGAAGAACAUUCUCUUCGUCACUUUCAGGAGAGCAGCCAUCCUCUUGUGAUGGAAGUUCAUGAACUAUAUGUUUUCUGCUACCUGUGCCAGGAUUAUGUCUUAAAUGAUAACCCAGAAGGUGAUUUGAAGCUACUAAGAAGUGCACUUUCUGCUGUACGGACUCAGAAGCAGGAAGCAUCCAGUCGAAGGAGCUUAAGGUCUCAAGUGACUGCCAGAGAGGGGGCUGGAUGUCACAAGACAUCACAAGGGCAACCACUGAUGCUCACUGCCUUGUGGCACAGGCGCCAGGCUCUACUAGCCAAGGCUCUGAGACUGUGGUUUGAGAGAAGUUCAAGAGGACAGUUAAAGCUUGAAGAAAAAAGGCAACGAGUUGAGCUAGAAAGAAGGAAAGAGGAGGCAAGGCUUAGGCGUCAGGAAGUAAAAAGGCGCCUUUUGGAAGAACUUGCAAACACUCCUCCAAGAAAAAGUGCUCGUCUUUUGUCACACGCAUACACAGACAGCCUAAUUCCCCAGAAAUUCAGGGAUAUAACAGCUAGCAGCUCAGCGUCACAACGGGAAGCCCGAAGGCGCUUCAACCAGCUUUAUUCAAUCAGGCCCACUGUGACCCCAGGCGUGACAGGUCUGCGCAACCUUGGUAACACCUGCUAUAUGAACUCUAUCUUGCAAGUGUUAAGCCACUUACAGAAGUUCAGAGAGUGUUUUCUUACUCUUGACCCUAAUGAAAAGGAAGAACUUUUGGCCAGAACAGGAACCAAUGGCAAUCGCCGUGUAGGAGAUGCUGGUGGAGGCCUUCCAGUUGGUGGAAUCGGGCUAAAUGGGGGGUCAUCUAUUACUAAAAGCAUGGAGCUGAUCCAACCCAAAGAACCUAGCACUAAACAGCUUUCCUUAUGCCAUGAACUGCACACCUUAUUUCGAGUGAUGUGGUCAGGAAAGUGGGCGCUGGUUUCGCCCUUUGCAAUGCUACACUCUGUGUGGAGCUUAAUACCAGCAUUCCGUGGCUAUGAUCAACAGGAUGCUCAGGAGUUUCUAUGUGAGCUUUUAGACAAAGUGCAGCAGGAACUUGAAUCUGAGGGCAGCAAACGUAGGAUCCUCAUACCCAUUUCCCAGAGAAAGCUCACCAAACAGGUGUUGAAAGUGGUGAAUACAAUAUUUCAUGGGCAGCUCCUUAGCCAGGUCACCUGCUUGAAAUGCAGCUAUAAGUCUGACACAGUGGAGCCUUUUUGGGAUUUGUCCCUGGAGUUCCCUGAGCGCUACCACUCUCAGGAAAAGGGAAUUGCUCCAGUCACCACUACUGAGUGUACACUUACUGAAAUGCUAGCCAAGUUUACAGAGACUGAAGCUCUAGAAGGAAGAAUAUAUGCGUGUGAUCAGUGUAACAGCAAGAGGAGGAAGUCCUCUCCAAAGCCAUUGGUGCUGAGUGAGGCAAAGAAACAACUUAUGAUUUUCAGGCUACCUCAAGUAUUGCGGCUGCAUCUCAAACGAUUCAGGUGGUCUGGACGAAAUCAUCGUGAAAAGAUUGGCGUCCAUGUAUUUUUUGAUCAAGUUUUAAACAUGGAGCCAUACUGUAGAAAUGUGCUGCCACCAUCUAACCCAGAGGCAUACCUUUAUGACCUCUCUGCAGUAGUGAUGCACCAUGGGAAAGGCUUUGGCUCUGGACACUACACAGCCUACUGUUACAAUACCGAGGGGGGUUUCUGGGUUCACUGCAAUGAUUCCAAACUUAAUAUGUGUUCAGUGGAGGAAGUAUGCAGGACACAGGCCUAUAUCUUGUUUUACACUCAGAGGAGUAACACGCAAAGCAGUGUGCAUGGCAACAAUACACAAACCAAUGCAGGGAUUCCUGAACUCAACAUUCCACCUCAGGCUCCGUCCAGUCCCCAUGAGCGCAGUCGGAGGAUUACAGUCCCUUGAAUUGGCAGCACAGAUGUUGGCACCGGCACUUAAAAUACCCCAGUCACUUUUUUCUACUGAAUAUUUGCUGUUUUUAUUCAUUAUGUCAGAAUAGUAAUACAAUAAAUGAUGUAAAACUAGUCCUCAUCAUAGGGACAUAACAGGUCCUAGGGCAUCAGUGUGUCAGUGCAAGAAAUUAAUUUUGGAGGGAUUUUAAUGGGCAGUAUACACCCUCUUUCACCAUGAGCUGAUUUUUGUUAUUUCUUGGACAAAACAAAAAAAACUGAAAUAUCUUUGAACAAAUGAGCCUAUUUAUAGGGGAAAAAAUGAAGACUAUUCAAUGGAAACAAAAAGUUAUAUGUACUGGGCUCAUUUUUAGCAAAGUUGUUUUUAGGUUUAUACUGCCCAUUUAAAAGUAAAGAUCAGCAAUGUCCUUUUUUUUUUUUUAAUCCAAACUGUUUGAAGUUGCUUUUAGAAUGUGCAGGAGAGACAGAACCAUCUCUUCAUUCCAGAUCAACUCGCCAGUAUAAAACGUUUUCCUUUAAAUACAGCAACCACAUAUGUUAAGUACUAGGUGAAUUCUUUAUAUCCAGUAAGUCAGCAGUAUAUUUCUUAUAAAUAGAAGUCUUAAUUGUUUUUACAUCUUUUGUUUCAAAACCAAAGUAAUUCACCCUCUCCAGUGAAUUAGCUAUAUAAUCUGCAGCUUGCUGUUUUUUCAGUCACUCUGAAUAAUUAACAGUUGGACAGAUUAAAAGGUAUUACAUGCAAGAACGAAGCUCUGAUUGCUUCCCAGUUAAUGCAGGACUUUCAUACAGUCAUUCAGUAUCUUUGUUACCUAGGUUUAGAAUCUAUCGGCAUUACCUAGUUUGGAAACUCCAUCUUUCAUGUUGUGCUAUUUUGUUAAGUCUUAUAACCUGAUGCAGUGGUUCAAGCCCGUUUGUCUUCUGACUUCAAGUACAGAAGAAAAAUGCAGCUUGAAUGGGACCGUGACAAAAUGCUAUCGGGAGACAUAAAGUCAGGGUUCUACUGUAAUUUAAUCAGUACCUUGAUCAAAAUGAGGAGGUCUCAAGGAUAAGGAAUCUUUUUAUUUUGUCUUUAUGGGGUCAUUUUAUUCUGUAUAUAUUUAUAUGGGGCACACCAAAGACCAGAUUUAGUUUGGAUUCAUACAAAUAUUGAAUACCUGGUUGAACUGAAACAUUAAUAACAUUGACCAAUUAAAGGUGACUUUUUUUUUAAUGCUGGAAUUUUUGGGGGAAUUUAGCUGAUUUGCAUAAACAUAUUUUUCAGCCAAUUCUUGGAUUUAUUUGUCCAAGUCCUAAAAUUUUGGAUCCGGUACACCCCUAUCUUUAGUAAAAUAAUUUAUUGUAACAUCCUUGCACACCAACAUUUUGUGGGUUGUCCCUUUCUUGUGUACCUGUUUAUAGUUUGCAGUGCUCUCCCCUUCAUUUUCAGUUUCUCUGAUGCCAAGCACAGAGAGUGGGCAUUACAUUAAAGUAAAUCAGUGGUCUACUAUUAACACUGCUUAGGGUACUGGAAUAUCUGUAUUUUACGAAGUCUUACCUUAUUGUGAUGGAUUGGAGGGAACAAGGUUUGAACCUUCCUUUCUGACUUUUUGAGGUCUCUGCAUUAUUUGCUUUAUUUAAAAGCAGUGAUGUAAAUGUUUGAUGCUAAUCUGUUAAUAUAGUUUAAAUAGUUUUUCUUUAACUACAAGUUAACUGUCUUUAAACCAGCAUUUUAUGCUGCAGGAGACUGCAUUUUCUCAGGGCCUUAUCAGUCUCUCCAUAGGCUCUUAUUUUGCAAGGCAUUCUACAUAUUUGUUACUGACAUGCCUUUUAGUUUAUAUAGGAAUUGUGGUAGUAUCCUAUAAAACACAGCCUGGAGUGGAGGUUUUAUUGGAUUU
Molecule: messenger RNA, 4228 nt
Organism: Xenopus laevis (African clawed frog)
Lineage: Eukaryota; Metazoa; Chordata; Amphibia; Anura; Pipidae
Gene: usp49.S
Product: ubiquitin specific peptidase 49 S homeolog
Exons: 7
Coding region: 289-2349 (686 amino acids)
Biological process (GO): ubiquitin-dependent protein catabolic process; protein deubiquitination
Cellular component (GO): nucleus
Molecular function (GO): zinc ion binding; cysteine-type deubiquitinase activity
Source: RefSeq, a predicted model, not a curated record